This is a messenger RNA of Elephantulus edwardii (Cape elephant shrew), 1662 nucleotides long. It is a transcript of the gene HTRA1, whose product is annotated as HtrA serine peptidase 1. Gene Ontology annotation, cellular component: extracellular region. Gene Ontology annotation, biological process: proteolysis; positive regulation of apoptotic process; programmed cell death. The record is from RefSeq and is a predicted model, not a curated record. Bases 1 to 1509 code for a protein of 502 amino acids. The transcript is spliced from 10 exons. Lineage: Eukaryota; Metazoa; Chordata; Mammalia; Macroscelidea; Macroscelididae. Gene Ontology annotation, molecular function: serine-type endopeptidase activity; protein binding.
AUGCCGGGGCGCGCCCGCCCUGCCCCCGCCGCGGGUGCCCCGCUCCAGCCAUCCGGCCGCCCCCCUCCCGGGCGCUGUGCCCGUCCCCAAGGCGGCUCGUCACCGCGGCGAGGCCAAUGGGCUGGGCCGCCGGCGCGCACCCUCGGCAGCUCCCAGCCCAGCCCGGCCCCCGGCGCCGCCUCCCGAGCUCUCCUGGCGCCGCGCCUCUCCGGCCUCGCCACCGCCGUCCGAGGCACGGUGCGGGACGCCUGCGGCUGCUGCGAGGUGUGCGGGGCGGCCGAGGGCGCCGCGUGCGGCCCGCAGGAGAGUCCCUGUGGAGAGGGGCUGCAGUGCGUGGUGCCCUUCGGGGUGCCCGCCUCGGCCACCGUGCGGAGGCGCGCGCAGCCGGGGCUCUGCGUGUGCUCCAGCUCCGAGCCGGUGUGCGGCAGCGACGGCAGCACCUACUCCAACCUGUGCCAGCUGCGCGCUGCCAGCCGCCGCGCCGAGAGGCAGCGCCAGCCGCCAGUCAUCGUCCUGCAGCGCGGCGCCUGUGGCCAAGGGCAGGAAGAUCCGAACAGUUUGCGGCACAAAUACAACUUCAUCGCCGACGUGGUGGAGAAGAUCGCUCCGGCCGUGGUUCACAUCGAAUUGUUUCGCAAGCUUCCUUUUUCUAAGAGGGAGGUGCCUGUGGCCAGUGGGUCUGGGUUCAUCGUGUCUGAAGAUGGGUUGAUCGUGACCAACGCCCACGUGGUCACCAACAAGCACAGGGUCAAAGUGGAGCUGAAGAAUGGCGCCACCUAUGAAGCCAAGAUCAAGGACGUGGACGAGAAGGCGGACAUUGCCCUGAUCAAAAUCGACCACCAGGGCAAGCUGCCCGUCCUGCUGCUGGGCCGCUCCUCGGAGCUGCGGCCUGGGGAGUUCGUGGUCGCCAUCGGCAGCCCGUUCUCCCUUCAAAACACGGUCACCACGGGGAUCGUCAGCACGACCCAGCGAGGUGGCAAGGAGCUGGGGCUGCGGAACUCAGACAUGGAUUACAUCCAGACAGACGCCAUCAUCAAUUAUGGGAACUCGGGAGGCCCACUGGUAAACCUGGACGGUGAAGUGAUUGGAAUCAACACUCUGAAAGUGACGGCCGGAAUCUCCUUCGCAAUCCCGUCGGAUAAAAUUAAAAAGUUCCUCACGGAGUCUCAUGACAGACAGGCCAAAGGUAAAGCUGUCACCAAGAAAAAGUACAUCGGCAUCCGCAUGAUGUCACUCACGUCCAGCAAAGCCAAAGAGCUGAAGGACCGUCACCGAGACUUCCCCGAUGUGCUGUCUGGAGCGUACAUCAUCGAGGUCAUUCCUGACACCCCAGCUGAAGCUGGCGGCCUCAAGGAAAACGAUGUCAUAAUCAGCAUCAAUGGACAGUCGGUGGUCUCCGCCAAUGACGUCAGUGAUGUCAUUAAAAAGGAGAACACUCUGAACAUGGUGGUCCGCAGGGGCAAUGAGGACGUCAUGAUCACCGUGGUUCCCGAAGAGGUCGACCCCUAGGCAGGGGCAUGAGCUGGACUUCAUGUUUCCCUCAAAGACUCGCCCGUGGAUGACACGUGAAGACCCUGGGCUGCUGGCACAGGACACCUGAGACCUCUGCCCGUCAUUUCGCUUGUUCCUUGGAGAGGGUCUGGCCAACAGAGCCCUCCUGGA